AUGCCAUGCUUGUGGAGCCUGUGCUUGAGAAGCAGCAUAUCCUCUGAAUUGGUGGCGUUGUUUUGGAUCACAGCGAUCAUCUUACAGUCCUGGAACAUGGUCUGCAAUUCCUUCUUCAAGAGCAACACCAGGCCACUUUCCUGUGAAUAAAGCAGGAUUCAUAAGUUAGCCCACAUCUCGAUAGCUGGCCAGCUCACAUCACUACUAUUCCUAACCGUGUGUGUUUGUGUGGUUCUGAAAAGACAGCUCCAGUAUGCACAUGAAAAUAAAUAAAUAAAUAAAUAGGUCAUUUAGCAGACGCUCUUAUCCAGAGCGACUUACAGGAGCAAUUAGGGUUAAGUGACAGGAGCAAUUAGGGUUACGUGCCUUGCUCAAGGGCAUAUCGGCAGAUUUGUCACCUAGUCGGCUCGGGGAAUAGAACCAGCGACCUUUCGGUUACUGGCACAACGCUCUUAACCACUAAGCUACCUGCCGCUCCACAAGCAACCCGUCAAUGAACAUUGACGGGUUGCUUGUGCUUGUUUUUGAGUUAUAAACACAUGCACUGGACUUCACUGACCUCCUGAACUGGUUUGACUCGGGGGGUUAGAGCGCCAGGGGGAGCUGCAGGUUUGGGUGGAAUGUAUUCAGUGACAGCCAUCAGCUUCUGUUUGAGGAUAUGCAUGGGCUUCCUGUGACGUGUGACUGCCUUAGAGCCAUGCCGGACACUCUGCGUCAAGGGCAGCCAUCCUGUAGACACACGUUACAUUAACAAUGGGUUUAUAAAGAAGGAUUAUUCCAAACUAAUAGGAUGUUAAACAGACUGAAAUGAAGAUAUUUUUCUAUGCAGGCAAUAAAACCUGAUAACUGCAUUGCAUGGAAUAAAAGUGUUAACUUGUGUGUGCAUGUGCAUACAUACCAAUACUACAGUAUAAUGUGUAAGUGACUCAAUACAACCCGUCUUUUACAACCCAUCUUUCUGUCAAUGUGACUGUAUCUUUGCACAAUGACGGUCUUAGCUCAGAUUUGACAUCAAAGAAAGGAUGCAUUGCAGUAGGGCUAUUCAACUGAUUUGCAUUUCUAGUGUACAGAUCAUUUUGCACAUCAAGCUUUCCGUAAUAACCUUCCACCCAAAAGCAAAAGCAUGAAGUUUCAAGAUUUGAGUCCAGGUGUAUUUUGAAUGGCUGUUGUUGUUGCAAUGUUCUGCUUGCUACAAUGUAGCAUGCAAUUUCUAGCCAUGUAGUUUCUACAACGUAACUAGCUUGUUUUAAUGUAGCAAUGUACUACUUUCUACAAUGUAGCUAACUAAUGAAGCCUAGCGCGCUAUGAAGUGACUGAGUUUGCCUCAUUUUAGUCAUAUUCGAAGUUAGCUGUACACUGUGUGCUCCAACAACAUGACUUGACAUGUAGUUAUAUUGAUAAAGUGUUUAUAAAAACGAGAUACGUUACCCUGUUUUGAUAAAAGCCUGCCACACAAGGUCGCCGCCAUCUUUGUCAGGAAGCAUUGGAAUGGGGGGCGUGCACAUCGGCGUUCAUCAUACGUCAGACACCGAUUACAGUUCCCGCGAUCAAAACAACUGGGAACUCGGAAAAAUAUACGAGGUCGGAGCUCUUUAAAGAGGCCUGGGGUUGCAUGACCGUUCAAGUCGAUUUUUCCCAGUUGGAGGUCGUUUUAUUCCAAGUUCCCAGUUGUUUUGAACGCACUUAAGUCAGAGAUUUCCGAGUUCCCAGUUGUUUUGAACGCGGCAAGUAGUGUCAGUAGUUUGGCACUUUCAAUGCCGCGUUCAAAACAACUGAAAGAACCACAAGACAACAACGAACUCGUAAAAUCAUGACGUCGGUGAUCUUCAUUUCGGAAAGUCGGCCUCUAGACAGAUGCCCGAGUUACAGAUUUUUUCCAAUUCGGAGCUCGUUUUUUCUCGAGUUCCCAGUUGUCAUGAACGGACUGAUGUCGGAGCUUUCCGAGUUCCCAGUUGCUUUGAACGAGGCAGUUGUUUAAAUCAUCGAAGUCAUCUUACAUUUUGCACUAAAAUGAACAUGUAUGCCUUUGAAGUCGUAAUUUUACUCUGUGAAAUUAUGGAUAAAUGCGACGACAGUGUAAAAUAUUCAGAUUGAUUUUGAUUUGUAUUUAUCGAUGAAGUUACAAAACUCAACCAGAGAGAAAGAGUCGAAGCAACAGGGUUUACUCCGCCCAAAAUCUGUCCACGAAAAUAAGACCACGAAGUGAGGAAUUUUUUGUAUGGAGGUCAAUGAGCGUGUCGAAUUUGGUCAACAAAAUAUUGAAUUGCUAAAUAGAGCUUAUUUGAUCGAAUAAACGUUUCGUAAUGGCUAUGUUGUUACGAAUGCACUGGUAUAAGUGGACGCACGUGGCAUUUCGUCAACUUUGAAAAAACUACUUUAUAUCGAGUUGUGCCUGAGGUGCAUUCAGUUCGCUUGAAUGUUUGCUACAUUGCGGAACGGUUUGUAGUUAGCAACACAUUUCUCCAAAACGUUUUUGAACAGACUGAGGUACGUUUGCUCCAUAGAGACAUAUACUGUGCCAUUAUAGCAUCUGUGACAGCUUGGGCAGUGCCAUUGUGCUACAACCCAUAGGAAUCCCCAGUUGACUACUUUAAAAGGGUGGACGUAUGGUGGAAGCCUUCAAUGGCGCUUGCUAAAACGGCCUUUUGGCCACUAGAGGCCUCUGUCAUUCUCUAUGGUUUGCUCCUGUUUGGUCGGUGUGGCUUGACGCAAUGAGUGACGUUUUUAAAGGGAAGUGGCCAUGCUGACAGCGUUCUCCAACCAACAACCCAACCCCAAUUUCAACUGGACGUUUAGUACAGCACCAUUUAAAAAAAAAAAAAUCAUUUAGCAGACGCUCUUAUCCAGAGCGACUUACAGUUUAGUGAGUGUAUACAUUAUUUGUUAUUUUAUUUUUCUUACAUUGAAUAAUAUCAGUGAAAUAGGAAAACACUUUCAUCCCCAGGCCUCUUUGAUAGCUUGCCGUCGAGCCUUAUUUUCUCAGUCCUUUUGCACGAAAACUACCAGUGAUUCUACAGCCAUGGAUCUCAGUGGCAUGCGAAAAAAAUACAAAGGAGACGAAGAGGUGAGAAUAGACAAGUUUGAUUGCUUACCUCCUUGUUAUGACACAACCUCACCUUUCUAAUUUGGGUGAAUGACUAUAAAGAUAUCAAUGGCAGGUGCAGCUACUUACAUAUUACAGAGGCACAACAAUGCCUAGCCAGUUUGCUCGCAUUGUUUCAAUUGUGUAUUAAUUACCACUGUUUUGGAGUGGAAAUUACGUUGAUGACCCCAACAUUUUCAUUGCAUCAAGUAUGAUAUGUCAAUUCUAUGUUCUUUAGUCAUAUGUCAAAUCUGCUCACAAAGCUGACUUUGCUUACGUGCAGCGUCUUGUGAUGUAAUGAAGUCCUCUGUAGCUCAAUUGGUAGAGCAUGGCGCUUGUAACGCCAGAGUAGUGGGUUCGAUCCCCAGGACCACCCAUACAUAAAAAUGUAUGCGCACAUGACUGUAAGUCGCUUUGGAUAAAAGCGUCUGCUAAAUGGCAUAUUAAUGAAGGGGCUUCUCUCCUCCAACAGCUCCUCCCUCCACUGGCAAAGGGAGCACAAGGGCCCCUAUUAUAUAUCAGGGGCCCAAUCAGGCGGUUGUAACAUUACAGAACGUGUUGUAAAACAGAUAGUGUAGUCCCGCCCACCCGACUAGAAUCACUACUCUCAGCAGGUCUGACCUAGAGUAUGUGGACAACUACAAAUACCUAGGUGUCUGGUUAGACUGUAAACUCUCCUUCCAGACUCACAUUAAGCAUCUCCAAUCAAAAGUUAGAUCUAGAAUUGGCUUCCUAUUUCGCAACAAAGCCUCCUUCACUCAUGCUGCCAAACAUGCCCUCGUAAAACUGACUAUCCUACCGAUCCUUGACUUCGGUGAUGUCAUUUACAAAAUAGCCUCCAACACUCUACUCAGCAAAUUGGAUGUAGUCUAUCACAGUGCCAUCCGUUUUGUCACCAAAGCCCCGUAUACUACCCACCAUUGUGACCUGUACGCUCUUGUUGGCUGGCCCUCACUACAUAUUCGUCGCCAAACCCACUGGCUCCAGGUCAUCUAUAAAUCACUGCUAGGCAAAUCCCCAUCUUACCUUAGCUCACUGGUCACCAUAGCAACACUCACCCGUAGUCUGAAAUCCAGCAGGUAUAUCUCACUGGUCAUCCCCAAUGCCAACACCUCCUUUGGCCGCCAUUCCUUCCAGUUCUCUGCUGCCAAUGACUGGAACGAACUGCAAAAAUCUCUGAAGCGGGAGACUCUUAUCUCCCUCACUAACUUUAAGCGUUAGUUGUCAGAGCAGCUUACCGAUCACUGCACCUGUACACAGCCAUUCUGAAAUUAGCCCACCCAACUACCUCAUCCCCAUAUUGUUAUUUAUUUUGCUAAUUUGCACCCCAGUAUCUCUAUUUGCACAUCAUCUUUUGCACAUCUAUCAUUCCAGUGUUAAUACGAAAUUGUAAUUAUUUUGCACUAUGGCCUAUUUAUUGCCUUACCUCCGUAACUUACUACAUUCGCACACACUGUAUAUAUAUUUUCUGUUUGUAUUUUUGACUUUAUGUUUUGUUUACCCCAUAUGUAACUCUGUGUUGUUGUUUUUAUCGCACUGCUUUGCUUUAUCUUGGCCAGGUCGCAGUUGUAAAUGAGAACUUGUUCUCAACUGGCUUAACUGGUUAAAUAAAGGUGAAAUAAAAAAAUGUAGAAUAGAGAAUUGUGUCACCUAUAGUCAUAACAUAUUUAUAAUCUGCAACGUUCUGAAGUUUCACCUCACUGCGUAGCCUACACCCCAGUAAUUGGAGUGAUCAGAACUUAAUUGAAGAUGUCAUAAUAAACAUGAUACAAAAUUGAUUUCCCUAAAUGCUUAUGACUUCAAUGUAAUGUGCAUUUUGAUGUAAAAGUCUCAUUAUGUAAACUUGUUUUAGUGCUUUGAAGAGAAUCAGCUUGUUUCUCUGGACCCCAUCAAGCAGUUUGGAGAUUGGUUUGAUCAAGCCACAAAGUGUCCUGAAAUUGGAGAGCCCAAUGCAAUGUGCAUUGCCACAUCUACCAAGUGAGUACCCCCAUAAGUAGUCCCUAAAACACAAUGCUUGCUUCUUAAGCUAAAUUGUAACACAUUUUCUAUAAAUUUGUCUGUUUUUCCAUAAAGAGAUGGACGUCCAUCUGCUCGUAUGGUCUUGUUAAAAGGCUACAGUAAUGAAGGCUUCCGUUUCUUUACCAACUACGAGAGCCGGAAAGGUGGAGAGUUGGUUAGUAUCUGCUACUGUCACUAGGCAGGCAUCUUCCUCCCUUUCCUCUCAAGUGCAUGUGUAGCAGGUGGGGAUGUGUGAAACUUACUCCUCAGCCUGAAGUGUCGCCACUUGCGCCAGUGAAUAGCUAGCUUUUCACGUGGCGCCGACUGGUAAGACGCUUCAGGAGGUCAUGUACAGUGCCUUCGGAAAGUAUUUAGACCCCUUGACUUUUUCCACAUUUUGUUACGAGACAGCCUUAUUCUAAAAUUGAUUAAAUAAAAAAAGGUUCUCAAUCUACACACAAUACCCCAUAAUGACAAAGCGAAAACAGGUUUUUAGAAUUUUUUGCAAAUGUAUUAAAGAUUAAAAACAGAUACAUUAUUUACAUAAGUAUUCAGAUCCUUUUGUUAUGAGACUCGAAAUUGAGCUCAGGUGCAUCCUGUUUCCAUUGAUCGUCCUUGAGAUGUUUCUAAAACUUGAUUGGAGUCCACCUGUGGUAAAUUCAAUUGAUUGGACAUGAUUUGGAAAGGCACACACCUGUCUAUAUAAGGUCCCACAGUUGACAGUGCAUGUCAGAGCAAAAACCAAACCAUUAGGUUGAAGGAAUUGUCCGUAGAGCUCCGAGACAGGAUUGUGUCGAGGCACAGAUCUGGGGAAGGGUACCAAAACAUUUCUGCAGCAUUGAAGGUCCCCAAGAACACAGUUGCCUCCAUCAUUCUUAAAUGGAAAAAGUUUGGAACCACCAAGACUCUUCCUAGAGCUGGCCAAACUGAGCAAUCUGGGGAGAAGGGCCUUGGUCAGGGAGGUGACAAAGAACCUGAUUGUCACUCUGACAGAGCUCUAGAGUUCCUCUGUGGAGAUGGGAGAACCUUCCAGAAGGACAACCAUCUCUGCAGCACUCCACCAAUCAGGCCUUUACUCCUCAGUAAAAGGCACAUGACGGCCCGCUUGGAGUUUGCCAAAAGGCACCUAAAGACUCUCAGACCAUGAGAAACAAGAUUCUCUGGUCUGAUGAAACCAAGAUUGAACUCUUUGGCCUGAAUGCCAAACGUCACAUCUGGAGGAAACCUGGAACCAUCCCUAUGGUGAAGCAUGGUGGUGGCAGAAUCAUGCUGUGGGGAUGUUUUUAAGCGGCAGGGACUGGGAGACUAGUCAGGAUCGAGGUAAAGAUGAACGGAGCAAAGUGCAGAGAGAUCCUUGAUGAAAACCUGCUCCAGAGCUCUCAGGACCUCAGACUGGGGCGAAGGUUCACCUUCCAACAGGACAACGACCCUAAGUACACAGCCAAGACAACGAGGGAGUGGCUUCGGGACAAGUCUCUGAAUGUCUUUGAGUGGCCCAGCCAGAGCCCAGGCUUAAACCUGAUCGAACAUCUCUGGAGAGACCUGAAAAUAGCUGUGCAGCAACACACCCCAUCCAACCUGACAGAGUUUGAGAGGAUCUGCAGAGAAGAAUGGGAGAAACUCCCCAAAUACAGGUGUGCCAAGUUUGUAGCAUCAUAACCAAGAAGACUCGACGCUGUAAUCGCUGCCAAAGGUGCUUCAACAAAGUACUGAAUAAAGGGUCUGAAUACUUAUGUACAUUUAAUUUGUCCUUUUAUUUUUAAUAAAUUAGCAAAAACUUUGAAAAACCUGUUUUUGUUUGUCAUUAUGGGGUAUUGUGUGUAGGUUGAUGAGGGGGGGGGGGAACAAUUUAAUCAAUUUUUGAAUAAGGCUGUAACCUAACAAAAUGUGGAAAAAGUCAAGGGAUCUGAAUAAUAGUUGAAAAAUAUAUGGCAAAUAGAAAUCCAAUAUGGAUGGUGUUAAGAGAUACAGUUGAAGUCGGAAGUUUACAUACACUUAGGUUGGAGUCAUUAAAACUCGUUUUUCAACCACUCCACAAAUUUCUUGUUAAAAAACUAUACUUUUGGCAAGUCAGUUAGGACAUCUACUUUGUGCAUGACACAAGUAAUUUUUCCAACAAUUGUUUACAGACAGAUUAUUUCACUUAUAAUUCACUGUAUCACAAUUCCGGUGGGUCAGAAGUUUACAUACACUAAGUUGACUGUGCCUUUAAACAGCUUGGAAAAUUCCAGAAAAUGAUGUCAUGGAUUUAGAAGCUUCUGAUAGGCUAAUUGACAUCAUAUGAGUCAAUUGGAGGUGUACCUGUGGAUGUAUUUCAAGGCCUACCUUCAAACGCCGUGCCUCUUUGCUUGACAUCAUGGGAAAAUCUAAAGAAAUCAGCCAAGACCUGAGGGAAAAAAAUGGUAGACCUCCACAAGUCUGGUUCAUCCUUGGGAGCAAUUUCCAAAUGCCUGAAGGUACCACGUUCAUCUGUACAAACAACAGUACGCAAGUAUAAACACCAUGGGACCACGCAGCUGUCAUACCGCUCAGGAAGGAGACGCGUUCUGUCUCCUAGAGAUGAACGUACUUUGGUGCGAAAAGUGCAAAUCAAUCCCAGAAGAACAGCAAAGGACCUAGUGAAGAUGCUAGAGGAAACGGGUACAAAAGUAUCUAUAUCCACUGUAAAACGAGUCCUAUAUCGACAUAACCUGAAAGGCCGCUCAGCAAGGAAGAAGCCACUGCUCCAAAACCACCAUAAAAAAGCCAGACUACAGUUUGCAACUGCACAUGGGGACAAAGAUCGUACUUUUUGGAGAAAUGUCCUCUGGUCUGAUGAAACAAAAAUAGAACUGUUUGGCCAUAAUGACCAUCGUUAUGUUUGGAGGAAAAAGGGGAAGGCUUGCAAGCCGAAGAACACCAUCCCAACCGUGAAGCACUGGGGUGGCAGCAUCAUGCUCUGGGGGUGCUUUGCUGCAGGAGGGACUGGUGCACUUCACAAAAUAGAUGGCAUCAUCAGGAAGGAAAAUUGUGUGGAUAUAUUGAAGCAACAUCUCAGACAUCAGUCAGGAAGUUAAAGCUUGGGUCUUCCAAAUGGACAAUGACCCCAAGCAUACAUCCAAAGUUGUGGCAAAAUGGCUUAAGGACAACAAAGUCAAGGUAUUGGAGUGGCCAUCACAAAGCCCUGACCUCAAUCCUAUAGAAAAUGUUUGGGCAGAACUCAAAAAGCGUGUGCGAGCAAGGAGGCCUACAAACCUGACUCAGUUACACCAGCUCUGUCAGGAGGAAUGGGCCAAAAUUCACCCAGCUUAUUGUGGGAAGCUUGUGGAAGGCUACCUGAAACGUUUGACCCAAGUUAAACAAUUUAAAGGCAAUGCUACCAAAUACUAAUUGAGUGUAUGUAAGCUUCUGACCUACUGGGAAUGUGAUUUAAAUAAAUAAAAGCUGAAAUAAAUCAUUCUCUCUUUGAGAUUCUUAAAAUAAAGUGUUGAUCCUAUCUGACCUAAGACAGGGAAUUUUUACUAGGAUUAAAUGUCAGGAAUUGUGAAAAACUGAUUUUAAAUGUAUUUGGCUAAGGUGUAUGUAAACUUCUGACUUCAACUGUAGAUGGGUGGUGUUGAAUGGAGUUGAAGGAUGGGACUAAUAACAACUAAUAACAACACAAUAACUAAUAAUGUAAGCAUACUGUGUCCAUAAUAAGUAUAUAGGUUAUAGGUUGAGAGCUUUUAUGAAAGAGCACAGUUAGAAAGAUAUGGCAUAUAGAAGCAAACCGGAUGGACGUCAUGAAAAUGAUUAGAGAGGUUGAGGGUAGAGGAAGUUCAGGAGUAAAAACAAACAAAAUAGAAUUAUUGUAAAAUUGACUGUGUCCAUAAUAUGUAUAUAGUAUGUAUAAGCUGGAAGUAGAGGCCUAAGCAUUGUUGUUUACUCCAAUUAGGGAAGGGUUGGUGGGGUUGGAAAGUAACAAAGGGAAAUAUAUUUUUUUAAAGGAAAUGUAUGUGUACAGUCGUGGUUAAAAGUUUUGAGAAUGGCACAAAUAUUAAUUUUCACAAAGUCUGCUGCCUCAGUUUUGAUGAUGGUAAUUUGCAUAUACUCCAGAAUGUCAUGAAGAGUGAUCAGAUGAAUUGCAAUUAAUUGCAAAGUCCCUCUUUGCCAUGAAAAUGAACUUAAUCCCCCAAAAACAUUUCCACUGCAUUUCAGCCCUGCCACAAAAGGACCAGCUGCCAUCAUGUCAGUGAUUCUCUCGUUAACACAGGUGAGAGUUUUGACGAGGACAAGGCUGGAGAUCACUCUGUCAUGCUGAUUGAGUUAGAAUAACAGACUGGAAGCUUUAGAAGGAGGGUGGUGCUUGAAAUCAUUGUUCUUCCUCUGUUAACCAUGGUUACCUGCAAGGAAACACGUGCCGUCAUCAUUGCUUUGCACAAAAAGGGCUUCACAGGCAAGGAUAUUGCUGCUAGUAAGAUUGCACCUAAAUCAACCAUUUAUCGGAUCAUCAGGAACUUCAAGGAGAGAGGUUCAAUGUUGUGAAGAAGGCUUCAGGGCGCCCAAGAAAGUCCAGCAAGCGCCAGGACCGUCUCCUAAAGCUGAUUCAGCUGCGGGAUCGGGGCACCACCAGUGCAGAGCUUGCUCAGGAAUGGCAGCAGGCAGGUGUGAGUGCAUCUGCACGCACAGUGAGGCAAAUACUUUUGGAGGAUGGCCUGGUGUCAAGAAGGGCAGCAAAGAAGCCACUUCUCUCCAGGAAAAACAUCAGGGACAGAUUUAUAUUCUGCAAAAGGUACAGGGAUUGGACUGCUGAGGACUGGGGUAAAGUCAUUUUCUCUGAUGAAUCCCCUUUCCGAUUGUUUGGGGCAUCCGAAAAAUACCUUGUCCGGAGAAGACAAGGUGAGCGCUACCAUCAGUCCCGUGUCACCACCCUCUAACUUUAAGCAUCAGUUGUCAGAGCACCUUACCGAUCACUGCACCUGUACACAGCCCAUCUGAAAUUAGCCCACCCAACUACCUCAUCCCCAUAUUGUUAUUUAUUUUGCUCAUUUGCACCCCAGUAUCUCUAUUUGCACAUCAUCUCUUGAACAUCUAUCAUUCCAGUGUUAAUACUAAUUGUAAUUAUUUUGCACUAUGGCCUAUUUAUUGCCUUACCUCCAUAACUUGCUACAUUUGCACAUACUGUAUAUACAUUUUCUGUUGUAUUUUUGACUUUGUUUUGUUUUACCCCAUAUGUAACCCUGUUGUUUUUAUCGCACUGCUUUGCUUUAUCUUGGCCAGGUCGCAGUUGUAAAUGAGAACUUGUUCUCAACUGGCUUACCUGGUUAAAUAAAGGUGAAAUAAUUUUUUUUUUUUUAAAUGCCAACAGUAAAGCAUCUUGAGACCAUUCAUGUGUGUGGUUGCUUCUCAGCCAAGGGAGUGGGCUCACUCACAAUUUUGCCUAAGAACAGAGCCAUGAAUAAAGAAUGGUACCAACACAUCCUCCGAGAGCAACUUCUCCCAACCAUCCAAGAACAAUUUGCCUUUUCCAGCAUGAUGGAGCACCUUGCCAUAAGGCAAAAGUGAUAACUAAGUGGGUCGGGGAACAAAACAUCGACAUUUUGGGUCCAUGGCCAGGAAACUCCCCAGACCUUAAUCCCAUUGAGAACUUGGGGUCGAUCCUCAAGAGGCGGGUGGACAAACAAAACCCACAAAUUCUGACAAACUCCAAGCAUUGAUUAUGCAAGAAUGGUCUGCCAUCAGUCAGGAUGUGGCCCAAAAGUUAAUUGACAGCAUGCCAGGGCGGAUUGCAGAGGUCUUGAAAAAGAAGGGUCAACACUGCAAAUAUUGACUCUUUGCAUAAACUUAAUGGAAUUGUCAAUAAAAGCCUUUGACACUUAUGGAAUGCUUGUACUUAUAUUUCAGUAUACCAUAGUAACAUCUGACAAAAAUAUCUCAUAACACUGACGCAGCAAACUUUGUGAAGACCAAUACUUGUGUCAUUCUCAACUUUUGACCACGACUGUGUUUGUGUGUGUGUGUGUGUGUGUGUGUGUGUGUAUAUGUAUAUAUAUAUAUAUAUAUAUAUAUAUAUAUAUAUAUAUAUAUUAUUAAAGCUGAUUUCCCCCCUAAAUAAUUUUUUUAGGGGGGUCUGAAUACUUACCGAAGGCACUGUAUGCUAGCAAGGCAGAGGUCCUGGGUUCGGGCCUUAGUGUGAGCUGAUUCAGGAGGAAGUGGUACUUGCUAAGCAAGCAGCGUGACAUCCUUUGCACCUGCACUACUAGAUUAUUUAGUUUUCCAAUUUUACAUCCGAUAUUUUCAAAUCCCUUCCUGUAGGAGAGCAACCCUUACGCAUGUCUGUGCUUUUACUGGGAGCCCAUCAACCGGCAGGUAUGUGCUUCAUUUUACCUCUAAAAGUGUAGCGUACUUGUCAAGCCAUUGUUUCAAUAUCUUCAAGUAUCUUUGAUUUGGUAUGAUGAGUAUAUUGUGAUGUGGUUUUUGAACGAAUUAAAGGGCAAUUCCACCACUUUUCAACCUCAUUUCAUUAUCUCCAGCACAAUACCAGUGUCUACAUAUGUGAAGGGCACAUUUCUAUGGUUUGUAGAAAAAUAUAUAAAGUUAAAGAGUUCUACCCGAUGACAUCAUCAAAAGUAAAAAAAAAAAUUUUAAUGGUGAUUUUCAAACACUGAGAUUCGCAGUGAGCAUUUUUUAUUUUUUUACCUUUUCUUGUCUUUUUAACCACAGAUCAUAAACACGCCGUUUUCACAUGUACACACUCGGAUUGGGGCUGGAGAUAAGAAUAUUAGGUUGAAAAGUUUUGGAAUUUCCCUUUAACUAAUGGAGGAUGACACUGAAUUUGCUGUACAAUUAGUUGGCACCCACCUAAGAGUGUGUGUGUGUGCAGAUCCGUAUCGAGGGCAACGUGGAGAGAAUCCCCUUCCAGAGCUCCUGUGACUACUUCCACUCCCGGCCCAAGAGUAGCCAGAUCGGAGCCGUUGUGAGCAGGCAAAGCACUGCAGUCCCUGACAGAAAUGUGAGGACCACCCAUGCUACACCACUGUAUUAUAGAGAUCCACCAUUGGACUUAUUGCCAAAAUAGGGAAAUUAAUGAAAUAUGUUACAUCUGACGGUUUUAUAUCACUCUGCAGUACCUGAGACAGAAAAAUGCAGAGCUGGAAGAAAAGUACAAGGAUACAGAUGUCCCCAUGCCCGACUACUGGUUAGUAUGUUAAAUCACCAAGAAUUACUGUUUUAAUUGAACAAAAUGCUUCAUGACUUUGCCAAACCUGUGCAGUAAGUUGUCUAUCAUGUAAUCUCGGUUAACCCAGAACUAAAAUCCGAGAAAUUUGGUCAGAUGCUAUCCACGAGAGAUUAUCUACCAUGUAAACCUGUUCUUGUUUUUGCCCGUUGUCCCUCUAUCUUCCAACAGGGGAGGCUAUAUCGUCAAGCCUUACUUGAUAGAGUUCUGGCAGGGUCAGACCAACAGGCUACAUGACCGCAUCGUCUUCACACGGCCGAAAAAUGGAGAGAGUGUUCUAGAAGAGUAUGAACAUAAUGCUGAGGCGGGCUGGGUCUACCAGAGGCUAUCCCCUUGAGGUCAGUUACAUUAGGGGAAAUGGAGGCAAGGCUGGAGAUUGGGCCCACCGUACAACUCACUCAUGAUGUCAUCAUCAAUCAAAUGACCACCAUCAUCUCAAUGCAGUAGGAGCCUCUCAUGUUGAAUGGAAGACCUAUUGAUGUUGAAUAACUACGUGUUAUAGGAUGUGUCUUAACAAGCUAUAAUUUGCUGUUCUUUUCAGGUGUUCUUGUUUAAUACCAAAUCAAGGAGAACGUUUCUGGUUGGUUAGGAAGCCUGAUUGCCUGUUGUCUCCAGGGCAACAAUGGGAAAUUAUUAACGUGAAGCGACUAUACUGUCUAGCAACAGACCUGUGACGUAAGGUUUUCCAAAUCUCAAUAUGCUGUAUGACACACUUUACAUUCCCUGACGCUUGAAGUGCAAAGUCUGUCUAGUACAGUAGUCAAUGUUAUAUAAUGAUUGACAGUAAAUCGGUAAUCCAAUGAUCAUGCGUUUCCGCAGACCUCAACAACCUCUAGAAAAUCUGUACUUGUAAAAAGCACAAUCUCCAGUACUGUCUGUCUGUUAAUUAACAUUUGUACAUGAGUUCCACUGUAUUGGAGCAGGGUUACAUGUUCUGUCUAGCUGCUAAUAUGUCUUCUAAUGGCUCAAAUCCACAGCAGUUUCUCUGUCAUAAUGUAAUACUCAUUGCCUAUUAGGCGGAAGUCCCUGUGUUGAAUUUGUUAUGGAUUUAUUGUCAUGUCUGUGGCUCAAACUACCUUUUAAUAUAGUUCAAUUAAGAUUAGAAGAGUUUAUGCGAGUUCAUUUGUGCCAAGGUAAUGAUGUGUAUAAAGUCAGUCAUGUCUGAGAAUGAGCUUGGAUGUUAACUUGUUUUUCAUGGUGUGUGAAGACCUCUGCAUUCAUGGCACUUUUGAAUUGUGAUAAUCUAAAUGGAUCUGAAAAAUCAUGUUGAAUUUGUAACUGAAUACUCAGUGCUUUUUCUGGCCAAAAGAUGUCAGUGUUGUAUCAAAAAGCUACAUUUGACCUUCCUGUAAGUAUAUUGCCAUAUUUGAUAUGUUUUUCUAUCAACUUUAUUCUAUGCAGACCUUUUUAGCAUGUUAGAUGAAACAGAACUGUAUAUAAAUAAUCACGAUCACAUUAUACUCUAUGACUUGUUCUUAUGGAUAGACAUGCCCUUUUCUGUGAUCACUUCAGUACCAUCUAUCCCUCACAUCUCUUGUCUGACUCCAUUUACCCCAGCCUUGCCACCAACCGCAUUCAGAUGAAGUGACAAACUAGACGAUAAAUCCCUGAUUGAGGGCUCAGUUUACACAUUCUUACAUCACCACGUCUUAUGUCGUAACUAGACUUCUUCAAAUCAUUACAGGUCAUUAAAUAUGCAAAAUGUGUAUAUGUUUAACUAACAUUUAUAACAGACAAACCUUUGUAGCUAAACAUAUUUUUCAUAAUUUUCUUCUCAUAUACUACAGUGAAAUAUUCACUCCAGGUUACUGGUCAUGAGCCCUUGUUCAGACACAGUCAACAUAUUUGUUGCCAUAUUCUUGGAAAUCUUCAGCAUUGUCCAUUUUUCCAAAGUGCAGUGCGCUCAGGAAUGAACUGGUGAAGGUACUUAGCUAUCCACACAAAGAUACCACACAUUCUAAUAUGUUUGUGCAUCAAUGAACCUUGAACAGUGUUGUUUAUUUGGGUGUGUGCGAUAAUUCAGCUGGGUACAGUAUUAUCUGUGUACUUGGGUGUGGAGCCCACCUUGGGAGUGUAUAUAUGUUUUGUGCAAGUAAGAGUAUGGCUGCGUUGUUGUCGUGAAUGGUGUGGCUGUCUGUUGUGCAUGCCUAAAAAAAGAGCCUAAACAGCAGGUACUUGGUUUUCUGCUAUUUCUCUGCCCUGUGGUUCUCAUCACUGAUACUGUGUUCAGAGAACAGCAUAGGGUUCUCAGCCAGUGUGGCACGGAUCUUCUUCUUCUCCUUGAAGCGACCAGAGUGGGACACCUUAACAUGGCGCCCUUUAGUGGCCGACUUAUCCACGAUCUUCUCCAGUCUGGCACUGAACUGGUUAUCCAUUGGGUCUGUGAGGAGCUGAGGGCUGUUGCAAUGCUCCUUAUUCCCAGUGUUAUUGCCAUACUCUGGGGGGAUCUCGUACAGAACCUUGGCCUCAGACUUCUUACGUGAGAAGGUCAGCUUCCACCAGCUAGGGUCAGCCAUGGCACAGACAGAAACUGGAGGGGGGAUUGACCUAGGGAGGAAAGGGGCACCCGUUUAUGUCAAUCAGUACUGAUGGUCUUUGUGAGAGUUACACAGCAAGAGGUUUCAAGUUGGGGGAUUCUUGUGACAAUGCUGACAUGUUUUUUUGUAGUUGAUUGCCUGACUAAGCUGACUCUUUCCUUACAUUUCAGGGCAAAAAAGUGAAAAUCAUCCAGACCUUUAAUAUAAUAGCAUUCAUUAGCUGACGAUGAUCAACUUUUAUCUUGAGAGUUAAAGUCACACUCCAGCUAUUUGUGAACUUUUCCUGUUGAAAAACAUAAGUAUAAAUACCGUAAUGUACACAAAAUCACACACUUACCAGGAAGAAAAAUAGUUUUGAGCAAAAUAGUGUCUUUAAGACAACUGAAAACUUCAAGGAGUAGGCUAUUCAAAGAGUUGGUCUGAUGUGAUGUCAUCUGCCUCCCCCCUUGCAAUAGAGAACAAAAGAGGAAAGGCCCACCCCGCCACUUGUGCCUUGUCAUGACAUACCUGGAACACCUACUGAGAAGUUCCUUUUGUUAAGUAAAUCAGGUGAUAAAUGAGGUGAAAAGGAGCCUGGAGGAUGUCUUUAAGUGUGUCUUAGUAGACCUGCCAACCCCCCCCCCCCCCCCCUGUUAGAGGCUGCCAUCCAUGCUAAAUCAAUCUAUGAUGGGGUGAUACACAAAGUUAGGCCGGUUGCCAUGUUACAUUUUUAAAGGCCAUUUUAAAUAAAUAAUUAGUCAUUUAGCAGAUGCUCUUAUCCAGAGCGACUUACAGGAGCAAUUAGGGUUAAGUGCCUUGCUCAAGGGCACAUCGACAGAUUUUUCACCUAGUCGGCUCGGGGAUUAGAACCAGCGACCUUUCGGUUACUGGCACAACGCUCUUAACCAUUAAGCUACCUGCCGCCAUUUUCAAGGGGUCAAAGGUCAAAUGUGGUGAAAAUUGCCAUAAUGGAAAUUCUAAUAUAUUUAGGUCAAAUAUCCUAAAAAUCUCAACAAAACUGAGUGGAUUAUCUUAGCAUAUAAAUACAAAUGGACUAUGUAAUCAUACAUACUACUUAGACUAUGGAAUAAACAUAUUUCCAGUUACUUUUGGCAUAAUGAUUAUGCUUUAAGCCAUGCAUAUACGCAGAAAAAGCAAAUGUUCCAUAAUUUUGGUCAAACUUGGCCUUUUUCAGACAAAAAGAUACUUAGCACUUUACGUUAUGAGGAUCCGACAUUCUGGGGCAGAGACAUUGGAACUACAGGGUCAAGUGUAAAUGCAGUCAAAGUUGACAUUUUUGAGGUAAUGAUAGAUUUUGGCCAUAUUCACUGAAUAUAAAGAAAAAAAUUGCACUAUUGCCUGGGACAAGUGAACUGAGCAGUCGUGCUAGUUGAGCCUGCUCUGAGGUUUCCCCAUGGGGCAAAAAAAAAGAAGUGAAAACAACCAAGAAUUCCAUUAGCCUAAAACUUAUCUUAUUAUCUAAUUCCUCCCCAUUGUUUAAGUUGUUUACGAGAAAGACAAGAAAAUCUAUGGCAUUUAUGGCAGUCGGGCAAGUUGAGCCUGCUCUCAGAAUUGUUUUACCAAAAUACAAACAAUUCCAGUCCUGAUCUUUCUCAUUUCUCCCAUAUGUGAAGGCAAAUGCUUUCAAGCACGUUUUCCAGGUUGGCUGGUCUACUUUAUCUGUGUCUAAAGUCUGUGUACUUAUCUUAUGAGUGUGUAUUUGCCAGAGUAUUCAUGCUGUAAAUUGUUAACUCCCUUGUUAGCAGUCUCUAUCACAUCUCAGUGAUAAGAAAGGCUGAUCGAGGAGAUUACUCAUCUGACAUCUGAGACCUGCUCUCAGCUGAUAAAUUAACCAACACAUUGAGAGGAUCUCGUGUCUCUUCCCUGUGAUCUGAUAUGAACUCAGAAAAAAACGUUCAGAUGAUGAGAAAGCAACUUGUUUCCUGAAUCCACUCUAGAUACUAUGCAAGUGCAAAGGAUCAGCAGGACUGGACUAUUGUCAACACCACCACAAUACAAACUGCAACCUUUUACAUUUUCUAUUUGCGUGACACAAACCAAAUGCAAACCAAUGGACGCAUAAAUGCAAACAAGUAGCAAUUACAAGAGCACACAUAUUAAGCCCAGGUAUUGUGAUGCUUUGUUCUCCACUGUCAGUAUGAGGUGUGGCCCAGCUCAGUCACCUGGCAACCUUUUAGCCAACAUCCGUUCCAGUUGAAAUGCUAAUAGUAAUAGACUCACCCUUUUCGGAUGAUCAUUUUAGCAUGGUGUUGUAAGAAUACAGGCAUACCAGAGAUUUUUUUUUAUAAUGUGAGCUGUUUUGGGUAUACCACAGUGUGAUAAGUGAUGGGGUUAACAGAUGUAUCAUGUUGUCUAACAUUAAUAGCAUUGGAGUAGGUAAUAUUUAAGUUUCCUUGAGUUGUUUGGUGCAACAUACAAUGGAGAUGGCAAGAAUGAGACAAUGCCAUGUUGCCAGGCAACCAAGCAAGUGAAUGCCACAGAAACAUACUUGUUACAGUCUAUCAUAGUCAAAAAAAUAAAGCAACAUAUUUAUAAGUUGGGUUGGUUCCGUGGGAACUCCCUGUUUAUUUGCUUAAAACGCCCUUAUCUGUUCUUAUUUGGCUGUAGUCUACAAAUUCUAAUUUAAAUGCAACAAGUAACCGCUGAAUUUUCAUUGCCCUUAGUUUUCCCAACCCCAUGGCACGAAGAAGCAGAUACGGUUGCUCUCCAAGAUGAGCUUUUAUGGCUUUGUAGUAUUCCUAAAAGGGUGCAGUUAUCCUCCUGGAUCAAAGUGUUGGACUCCUGUUCCCUGCCAACUUCCUGACUAACUAUGACAUAAUAAUUUAUAGGGUUUGUAAAUAGUCAAUUAACUGAUUAUUAACCCUUUAUUUUCAAUGUAUAUAAAUGUUUCAUAAAUGGUACCUUAAAGCUAGAAUCUGCAGUUGAAACAAUAACAAAGUGGGUAUCCCGCCUUUGUUUUGGUAAAAAGCUGAGGGAUGGACCUGGAGAAAUGUAAUCACUCUCAAAUUCAUAGACAGAGCUUUGGAUGCAAGGACUGACCAUAUCAAAAUUAUAGCUUUAACUAUACAGUGUUUGUUUAUAUUUACGUAGUUUACAAACAUUAGAGUAACAAAAAACAUAUUUUGUGUUCUGAUGGGGUACGACAGUGGAACUAAGCUCACGAGGCAUUUCUAAGUUAUAAAUUAAUUAUAUAUACCUGUUGAUUCUUGACGAGUAUAAGUCCAAAAAUGUAUGUAGCAACUAAGGAUUCUAGCUAAUGGCUAAUGGCAAAGUGUUACCUGAAAUAGUUCAACCAGGGUUAGAUUGAUAACUUUGAACAUUAUUCUACCGUCUCUCUGACAUCUUUGACUUUACCUUUACAAAGAGAACUCAUAAGACUCAUUUGGAGUUCUCAGUUGGUCCUGUUUAAUAAGUUACUCUGUGUUCUGCAAAGCUUCAAAGAUCACAGUGAAGGAACACCAUGUUCACGCUGAACACUGAGAAAUCACUAACUGAGUACAAAGCCUUUCAAUGAUACAGUGUUCGAGCUUCAGAAAGGUGGAUCCAAGGACAUCUACUGUACUGUAUGCCUGAGCUUCACUGAACACAGAGCUGGAAUGUUGCAACAGUCUUGGGUUUCACCCUGGCUGCCAGGUUUCCUUAGCCUGGUUGCCAUCUCUGUUCAACUAUUGCAUUCCACUCCUUGCCACUCCUGUCAUUUGCCAAAGAGAUUGGCAUAUGUCUUUGGCAAAUGACAGGAGUGGCAAGGAGUGGAAUGUUAGCUAAAAAGACUGGUAACCAAACUAAGGUUCACUGCUGACCCGUAAUAUUGAGGUUGGAUAGGAUGCUCAGAGGACGCUCUGAUUUCUCACAUAGCUAUGGCCCUCGUGUCUAUCCAUGUUUCAUGUUUAUCAGUUGUAACCUAUCUGGACAGUUCAAAUAAUUAUUUUUUACAUGGUUGAAGGGCUGGCCUCCUCUGCACAUGGCUUGUACCCAGUUGAUUUGGCAUGUUUGAGCAUUAAAAUGUGACUUUUGGCAAUUUUGUUUCACACCGUUUUUAGUUUCUUGGGAAUUUAAUUAGACACUAUCAACUUGAUGCCACGGAAAUGUUAAAUGUAAGCAAAUGUACUGUAUCAGGAUCUUUUAAAAUGUAUUACAUUUAGUGAAAUGUACACAAUCAGAAACCGUAAAAUACAUAAAGGCUAAAACACAAGUAGCACAUUGACAUUCCAAUUAUAAACAUUCUUACGAGAAAUAAUGGUCCCUUGAUGGAUGCACAGCGUGCAUGAAUGUAAUGCUUACCUUGUUGAUGGAGAAUUGGUCUGUGUCCUGGAGAGGGAGUGGAUUUCAGAUGUGAAAAUGUCCAACCAUAUCUUACUGCUCUCCUAGUUAGAGGUUCUGUAUUAAUUUCUUAUACUUUAUUUUUCCCUCUUUCUCUUCCUAUUCUCUUUUCACAUUCACUCAGUUUCUCAGUCCUCCUUAUGUUGACACUCAGGUGUAACGUCACAGGUGCAGUCUCUCUCUCCC
Messenger RNA from Coregonus sp. 'balchen', 19318 nucleotides. NCBI's taxonomy places the organism in Eukaryota, Metazoa, Chordata, Actinopteri, Salmoniformes, Salmonidae. The record is from the annotation of a GenBank genome assembly.